Penicillium verhagenii is the source of this 342-nucleotide messenger RNA. RefSeq lists its product as uncharacterized. The transcript has a single exon. The record is from RefSeq and is a predicted model, not a curated record. Bases 1 to 342 code for a protein of 113 amino acids. NCBI's taxonomy places the organism in Eukaryota, Fungi, Ascomycota, Eurotiomycetes, Eurotiales, Aspergillaceae.
AUGAACCUUCUCUUCCCUGCCAUCGCCCACACCCCUUCUGGGCAAACCCCAGGUUUCCCAGAUGAGCCCGAACAAUGGCCUACUGCGCUUAAGAAUCAUAUCAAGGAGAAGAUCAAGAACCGAUCCAGCGCUUCCUCUACCAAGAGCUCGACCAAGACAAUCGCCGACGAUGCCUCCAUACACUCCACUGUUUCUACCGCAACUACUCUCAAGGGUACAGCGGACGCCAACAAGAAGAAGUGGUUCUCUCUGAGCUCCAAGCCAACCAAGGUCUCUGACAAGGAGGCUGCUCUCAAGGCUGUGCACAAUGAGGCCGUUGCCAGCUACUUCAGCAUGCGCUAA